UCUUGAUCAGUACAAGUUGAUCUCAUGCAGUGGAAGAAGAGUGGAGGGAAAUAAACAAAGACCUCUGUUUGGCACAGAAAUGAAAUAAUAACUUCAGACAAAGUGGCUGACUUAUACACCUUCAGCCUAGUUGCAAAAUAUAACCAUGGGGUUGCUUGACCAAGCCAACAGCACCAUCACCUUGGACAUAUUGGAUAAAAAGCUGCCAUUUGGUUGGCACUCCAAGGGCAUCAUCACCCCUAGCCAGGGGCUCCAAGGAUCCACCAAUGUGAUGAUGGACAGCACCAAAAUCUUGGGGGUCCAGAUCAUACUGAUAGCUGCAUACUCCCUCAUCAUUCUGUUGGGGUUCAUUGGCAACUCCUUAGUCAUCUACAUGAUAGUGAGGUACAAAACCAUGAGGACUGUUACCAACUUCUUCAUAGCUAACCUGGCUCUGGCAGACUUAAUGGUGGACACACUCUGCUUGCCCUUCACUUUGGCCUAUACUCUGCUUGAUGAGUGGAAAUUUGGGGCUGUACUUUGUUACCUGGUCUCCUAUGCUCAAGCUUUAAGUGUUCACGUGUCCACCCUCACCUUAACUGUGAUUGCUCUGGACAGAUACAGAUGCAUAGUUUUCCACUUGGACAGCAGGAUAUCCAAGAAGAUCAGCUUCUCUAUCAUAGCUGUUAUGUGGCUGGCAGCUGCUGUCCUAGCUAGUCCUCUGGCCAUCUUCCGAGAGUACAGGUAUGAAGAAAUUCCAUCCAUCAAUCUCAAAAUAGCUGUCUGCUCUGAGAAAUGGCCUUCAGAAAACAGAGAUGCUACCAUAUAUAGCUUAUCAAUGCUUCUCUUACAGUAUGUCCUCCCUCUUUCCAUCAUCUGCUAUGCCUACAUCAGAAUAUGGAUCAAGCUUAAAAGCCAUAUCAGCCCAACUACUAGGAAUGACAGCCAGUGCCGCAGAAGGAAGACCACAAAGAUGCUAGUGAUGGUGGUGGUGGUGUUUGCAGUCUCUUGGCUGCCUUUCCAUAUUUUCCAGCUUGCUAUUGACCUAGACCUGGUGCUCAUUUUCCAUGAGUAUAAACUCCUUUAUACAGUUUUCCAUGUGGUAGCCAUGUGCUCAACUUUUGCCAACCCUCUGCUCUAUGGUUGGAUGAAUAAGAACUACCGAAAUGGAUUCCUCAUGUUCUUCCGUUGCCAGAACAAGCCAGAGAGACUCUACACAGAGGGAUCAAUCAGAGGUCGAUCCUACACUUUCAGAGCCACGACCUUGAAUGGGAGCAUCAAGCACUCAGCAGGCAACGGACAGUUACCAACACAGGUUUAGUACACAUAAGCAACCAUAUCUCCACAAAAAGGCUGGAAUAUCAGUGGUGGCCACCUUGGUGGCCUUUUUUAAUAUAGAAAAGUGUUGAAUUGUCAAAAUGCUGUGAUUAUCAUAGCCACAGAAGAGCACCUUGUAUAUCUUCCCCAACAACAAAACUCAUGUAUCAUAUGUUCUGCCACAUGAAGUAAGUUAAUCAAUUUUUCCUCCAACUUUUGUGUUCUUGUAAAGUAAGCAGCAGAAAACAUGUUGUACACAGGAUGCUUUCAUUUCACAGA
Molecule: messenger RNA, 1575 nt
Organism: Eublepharis macularius
Lineage: Eukaryota; Metazoa; Chordata; Lepidosauria; Squamata; Eublepharidae
Product: neuropeptide Y receptor type 2-like
Exons: 2
Coding region: 146-1300 (384 amino acids)
Biological process (GO): G protein-coupled receptor signaling pathway
Cellular component (GO): membrane
Molecular function (GO): neuropeptide Y receptor activity
Source: RefSeq, a predicted model, not a curated record